UCAUCAACCCACUUCUUAUUUCUCUCUCCUUUUUUCUCUCUUAACUCUACUUUUUGUUAGCUUAUUCAAUACACUUUUUGCUUCCAGCUAUAAAUGCUUCACCUGUUUAUUACAUUUUUGCUUUCCCUUUACUGUUUCUCUCUCUCUCUCUCUCUCUUCUCUCUGGUUUCCUCCAUUACAAACCAGGUUUCCUUUCCAGCUAGUUAGGUCCCGCUCUCAUCCUGAAGCACAGUGCCCACCAACCGUUUUCCCCACCACCAUUGCUUUUUCCUACACCAAAAUCUAGUCAUUUUCACUCUUUCUCUCUUUCUCCUUGCAUUUUCUUUUUCUUCAUAAAAAUUAUACUUUUGUCUGGCAUUCCAAUCAAUUUUUUAUUUUCUGUUAUCUUGGUCUUGCCUUGGGUUUACUUGUGACCCACUUGAGGUCACAAUCCACUAUAGCUAACUGCAUAUCAGACUCUGCAUCUUUUUGCAGCAUCUGGGUUUUGCAGGGCUUGUUGUGUUUUUUUCUGGUAUUGUUCUGCCAUUGCUGCGCCUAUCUAUGCUCAUUAGGUCUGUUUGGGUUCAGAGAGAAGGCCCUUUGUUGCCCCUGUGGGUGCUCGAGAUAGAGGAUCAAGGAGGGUGAUAUAGAUCAACACAAAGGUGGGAAUGUCUUGAUUGUACUCUGAAAAGUUUGGUGGACAUAUUUGAUUGACGACUUGUGGGAUCCAACUAUGUCAGCAAACAAUUCUUUGCAUGUGGAAUUAUCGAAGAAGACUUCGUUUCUGGGAUUGAAAUUAUGGGUUUUGAUUGGGAUUGGUGUUGGCGCUUUUAUAGUUCUGAUUCUUUGUGCAUUAUCCGUAUGGGUGAUGUUCCGGAGAAAGUCUAGGAGAUCUCUGGACAAGUUCUCUUUGUCACAAAUACCGCGUGUCUCAAAAGACAUCAGUGUUGACAAGGUUGGGGUGCAGAAUUCUUAUGAUCAAGCAGAAAAUGUAGCAAUUCCUGUUCAUGACAAAGCAAGUGAGAACAAUUCUGACAAGUUCUUAGUUCAUUUGCGCAAAAGCAAAUCCAGCGAUGCUGAUAAUAUCAGUCAGUGCAGCUCAGUUUAUCAUCAUGAGAGGGGAUUUAGUUCAAUGUCAGGGGAAGAAGGAAGCUCUGGCACUGUUAAGAAGCAAUCUGCAUUGGCAUUUGGAGGUGUGGUAACUGCCUCUCCUCUAGUUGGCUUACCAGAAAUUUCUCAUCUUGGGUGGGGUCACUGGUUCACUCUAAGAGAUCUGGAACUUGCAACUAAUCGAUUCUCUCCGGAGAAUGUGAUUGGUGAGGGUGGAUAUGGGGUUGUAUACAGGGGAAGAUUGAUCAAUGGAUCCGAGGUGGCGGUUAAGAAAAUUCUUAACAACUUGGGACAAGCAGAGAAAGAGUUCAGGGUGGAAGUGGAAGCUAUUGGCCAUGUCAGACAUAAAAAUCUUGUGCGCUUACUUGGUUAUUGCGUAGAAGGAGUUCACAGGUUACUGGUGUAUGAAUAUGUGAACAAUGGUAACUUAGAACAAUGGCUACAUGGGGCUAUGAGCCAACAAGGAAUACUUACCUGGGAAGCUCGGAUGAAAGUUAUAACUGGCACAGCCAAAGCACUGGCUUAUUUACAUGAAGCAAUAGAACCGAAAGUCGUUCACCGGGAUAUCAAGUCUAGCAACAUAUUGAUCGAUACCGAGUUCAAUGCAAAAGUUUCUGACUUUGGUUUGGCCAAACUUUUGGACUCAGGAGAAAGUCACAUUACUACUAGAGUAAUGGGAACAUUUGGCUAUGUGGCACCAGAAUAUGCCAAUACGGGUUUGUUAAAUGAGAGGAGUGACAUUUACAGCUUUGGUGUUCUCCUGCUAGAAGCAGUUACUGGAAGGGAUCCUGUGGACUACUCACGUCCUGCUAAUGAGGUGAAUCUUGUUGAAUGGCUCAAGAUGAUGGUGGGGACAAGAAGGGCUGAGGAAGUUGUGGAUUCAAGGCUUGAAGUGAAACCAUCAACACGCGCUUUAAAGCGUUCUCUUCUGGUUGCACUUAAGUGUGUUGAUCCUGAAGCAGAAAAGAGGCCUAAAAUGAGUCAGGUUGUGAGAAUGCUUGAAGCCGAUGAAUAUCCAUUCCGAGAGGAUCGAAGAAAUAGAAAGAGCCGCACAAUCAGCAUGGAAAUUGAGUCUCUGAAGGAUAUUUCUGGUCCAUCUGGUGCUGAAAAGGUGAAGGGUUCUGAAAGCCAUGCACCAGAAACAACUCAAGGGUAGGAUUGACAGCCACACUUGACUUAACCAGCAUGUACAAUCGGCAUUGUUUUGAUUUCUGUAACCAAUCAAAUACCAUAUAUGUUCAAAGCUUGUCUUGAGAUUUUUCUUUUGCCGCAAAUCCGAGCAGAAAAUGAGUUCUGAGAAGAGAAUCAAGUCGGAGAUAGCUCAUUUGAACAAUGAAGCAUUUUCUUGUUCAAGAUGGUUAUUGAAGAAUAUAUGAUACACAAAUUUUUUAGGAGGAUGAAGUCAGGGUGAGUGAACCAGUUCAUGUUGUACAUGUACAGAUGUCAUCUGAACCACUCUCUCUUCCUUACAUGACUGCUAAUUUGCAGCCAUUUUUGUCUGCUUGAGAGUUCAGAUGAUGAAAACUGACUUGGCUUCACUGUAGUUGCCAUUUUGCUUUAAGUUAAUCAUUAUGUAUAAACUCCAAAAAGCAUUAUAUGAAGUGAUAAUAUCUCUUUCUUUUGAAGUAGUCA
Messenger RNA from Vigna unguiculata (cowpea), 2721 nucleotides. RefSeq names its product putative receptor-like protein kinase At2g42960. Gene Ontology annotation, molecular function: ATP binding; protein kinase activity. Gene Ontology annotation, biological process: protein phosphorylation. NCBI's taxonomy places the organism in Eukaryota, Viridiplantae, Streptophyta, Magnoliopsida, Fabales, Fabaceae. The record is from RefSeq and is a predicted model, not a curated record.